Messenger RNA from Menidia menidia (Atlantic silverside), 4786 nucleotides. Lineage: Eukaryota; Metazoa; Chordata; Actinopteri; Atheriniformes; Atherinopsidae. The record is from the annotation of a GenBank genome assembly.
CUGCCACAGAGCCUCGUCACUACAGGCUCUCACUUCCUCAAAUCUUUCACCAGAGGAGCAGCUGAGGAGCUGCCAUGGCCCAGACUUAAACUAACAAUUGAAAAGAAGCCAAAGGACAAAGAGCACCUAAUCCCACGUGGACGACUAAACUCUACUGUCGGAAGCAGCCAAAAGAAACACCACCCAAGUGAUCACAUAACAGACGUAUCAAACUGUGUAGCCGGGCUUCAAAUGGCUGACAAGCAGAUCAGUUUGCCUGCCAAAUUGAUCAAUGGGGGGAUCGCCGGCCUAAUUGGAGUGACCUGUGUGUUUCCCAUUGACCUGGCCAAGACCCGCCUGCAAAACCAGCAAAAUGGAUCCCGCCUUUACAACAGCAUGUCAGAUUGCCUUAUUAAGACCAUCCGGUCUGAAGGUUAUUUUGGAAUGUACCGGGGGGCUGCGGUGAACUUAACGCUUGUCACACCAGAGAAAGCUAUCAAACUAGCUGCUAAUGACUUCUUCAGACAUCACCUCUCCAAGGACGGAAAACUCACACUGUGGAAAGAGAUGCUGGCUGGGUGUGGGGCAGGUACCUGCCAGGUUAUUGUAACAACUCCUAUGGAGAUGUUAAAAAUCCAGCUCCAGGACGCUGGGAGAAUUGCUGCUCAGAGGAAGCUCAUGCCAGAGACGGUGCCAGCAGGCACCGUGGAGACAAAGUCCCCGACAGCCAUGCAGCUGACCAGACAAUUGCUGAGUGAAAAGGGCAUCGCUGGGCUUUAUAAAGGCCUCGGUGCCACAUUGCUCAGGGAUGUUCCUUUCUCCAUCAUAUACUUCCCACUUUUUGCCAACCUGAAUAACCUUGGGAAGAAAGAUGCAGACGGCCCGGCUCCUUUCUAUGUGUCCUUUAUAUCCGGCUGCCUUGCAGGGAGCACAGCGGCUGUCGCUGUCAACCCCGUUGAUGUAAUAAAAACUAGACUGCAGUCCCUUAACCGAGCAAGCACAGAAGACACCUACAACGGAGUGACUGACUGUAUCAGGAAAAUCAUGCGCAACGAGGGCCCAUCGGCCUUCCUGAAGGGAGCCUACUGUCGAGCCCUGGUCAUCGCGCCUCUGUUUGGCAUUGCCCAGGUGGUCUACUUCUUUGGUGUGGGCGAAUUUCUCCUCAGCCUCUUACCUAAAAAAGACAACUAAGGAUCUCCUCCAUCGUACCUUUCCCUCCCAUAAUGCACCACAUCAACUGACUGAAGAUCUUCUGAAACAGGUUUUUUUUUUUUGUACGAUCAAUUCCAGUCAGUACAUUUAAUUUUCAAUUAGCUGUAUUGAAUGUUCAAAAAGUUCAAGAGGGAGCCUCUUUUAUUAUUUUGUUGUUGUUUUUUUGCCAAGCUGCCUGUGGUGGCACUUAAAAUUCCAGUUCAUGAGCUGCGUUUCUGGAAACAAAGCCACAAAUAGCAGUCCAGCAUUUUAAAUGAAUAUUUCUUAAGUAUUACUUAACUUUUAUUGAUUGUUUUGUUUAUUUGCUGUUGUUGAUUAUCAAAUGUUAAAGCAUAUGCUGCAGUCCUUUAAAAUAUCGCAGUACCGAUUUUUAGACCGAAUUGUUUAGACAUUGACCCAUUAUUAUAAGAAAAGCACUCAGUCUAUUAAAAAUCAGUUUGUCAUCUCAAAUUGAAUUAAAAACAGCACAAGUCUCAAAGAGCAAAGUAUGGGAACUUUAAAUCUGUUGGAAUAGUUUUAGAACAUGGGACUUCCUCAGAUGUUGUAUCUUAAAAGAGAGGUUCCAUGAAACCUUGCCUUCUCCAGGCAAGGUUUUGAUAUGUUCCCAGCACAAUCCCUAUGAUCUUUAGACAGAAUCUGCAUCCCUUCCUGCCCACUUAAGUCUUGUAAUGAACUCAGCUAUUCAUCUCCAAGCAGGCUUUGAUUGCCUUGGUGCUUUCAGUAGAUCAGGUUCCAUCUGAUAUUUAGUGCAACUACAAUGGUUCAACUGUUUUGCCUCCCUGAGAAAUUUGUUCUGGUUACACACCAGACCAAAGCCAGCGUGCACCACAGCAGAUUGCUACAAACCCUGCUGUCAUUGUUAAAGCGGGAUGCAGAAUCACAAAGCAGUACUGCUACGUUGCUGGUUUCUUAUGUUUCCUGGUCCAGGCUGCUGCACACCUGCCGCUCCCUGAUCAGUGAAGUCACACCUCCUGUGAUUGGUUGUGUCCAUGUGUGAUGGAAGAUGCUGGCUGUGACUUCACUGAUUUUUCGCAGCAGCACUUUCUGCCAUUGGUCUUUCACUUUGAUUCAGAUAAAUGCAUUUGUUGUGAGCAUGAUUUAUCCUGAAAGUCUCUUAAGUGUAAAGCUACUUUGUUAGCUAUCGCAAUGACAAAUAGUCAGACGUCACUCUCCAUAAAGUAUGCGUACAGUCAUCCUUUGUGGAGCGAGCACGUCUUUUAUUUUCCCCUGUCAUAAAGAAAUGAGAUUGCUUUUGUUUACAGAUGAGUUCACUCUCAGUUUUAAUGCUUUGUCCAAACUUGAACUGUGGCAGGACCCAAAGAGCUAAUGAAAAACCGCUGUGUUCUCAGCAUUGUAUGAUUUUGACCAAACAUCUAUGCUUGUUUGCUUUUGAGGUUUUGUUUGCUUUAAGCCGGCGGGGGAAAAAACAGCUCUGGCGUAUCUUGUUUAUGCAUCACAGCAACACUGAAGCCCUGCCAUUGGCUUAUCUUGUCGGAGAUCAAGGUGACUUUGAUGUGUAAUAUCCAAUCACAUUCCUUCCUUGCUUCCACUGGUAAAGCAGCUUCUCAAUUGUUGUGUUGCCCUGUGGAUCCACAGUGCAACUUUUCAGUGUAAUAUCAUUAGUGGGUGUGAGCUUUGUUUAUCCAUACUUCUUUCUGGAGGCAGUAUAGCACUAUAGAUCCGUGUGUGUUGUUGUUUUUUGUGUCAAAUUGUCCACCUUAAUGUUGUACAUAUGCAGAUGAUAUGAACUUUGUUUUUGAGUCUAUUAUUUUGUAUGAUGGCUUAUUUGCACACCUACCUCUCCACCCUCCCCCAUCAAAUCAUAUCGUGGUCAUUUAAUGUCAUUGUGAUGUGGACAUAUCAAGUGAAGAAACAGAAGAGCAACAAAUGUCACUGAAACGUGAAUCUAACAUAUUAUUGAGAUUAUUUUUGUUUUGCUGUAUGCCAAGCGGCACACGUGCUUGAUUGCUGUUUGUUUGUUUUUGUUUUUGUGGAGACGCCACUCCUCCUUAGCUAUUGGUUAAAUGUGUGUCUGCAACAUCACAGGACCAAAAGAAGAUCUAAAUGCUCAAAGAAAUUUUGUAUGAAGUGAAUGCUGGCAAAAGUAAUAUAAACCGGCCCAGACAAGCUCCACAGAGCUCACAGCAGUGUAAAUCUAACUAAAUGGUGCUUCAUCCACAAGGAUGCUGAAAUAUGACAGUGGCCACACUAAGAGCCAGGCUGGUUGGAUGGAGCUGAUACGGGCGUUGUCAACGUCUUAACUGAAAGCCAUAAUUCAGAGAGGGACUGCUAGCCAUCGAUGGCCCCCACCCCACAACGAUGAUGGUGGAUGACAGCUUGAUUUACAGGCCCAGAAAAGGCCCGCCUGAGCACAACAGCGAGCUUGGCUUUAUGAAUGACUGUUUAGCAGUUUGUUUCGACAUUCCAGCUUGAUUUGAUACGAGUUAUCAAGUUUGUGUGGUUGAGAUUGUAAUGAUUCCUCUCCUCUCAUUCCUCCCCCGCAGUCUUCAGAUUGUUUCCGUUUUUUAUGUUUUUGAUUGAAUCUUGAACAGUGUCGUGCAAAGUCACUUCGUUUUACUCGGCUGUGAAUUCUCACCGACCUUGUGCUUUUGGUUAAGCGUGUGUGUGUGCGUGCGUGUGUCUGACAGUGUAGUGCUGUAGUUGAUGUGUAGCUGUUAGGGUGACUUUGCUGUAUUUUAUUUCCUCUUUGAUUGUUGCCCCCCACUUUCUCUCCCGCUGUGUAUUUGUCACAAUCUGCCAUCUACUCAAUCCAGCAUCCGCCACCAGGAAGCUGGCCAAUGCAGAGUAACUUCUAAAACACCAAAUGUUUGAUUUAGAGUGUAUACAAUCAAAGAAAGCACAAGGGAUUACGACACAUUAGAUACCGCGGGACCAUCUCUGAUUUACGGACAGAAAUUAACGUGAAUCUUGAUAGUCUGGAUUGUGGGAAAUGUUUGUCUGUUUGUAAGUUAAAAAAAAAGGAAAGAGGGCUGAGACGGCAGGCCAUAAGAGACCCACUUGAUGGUGUCCACUAUGUCACCCAUCAGCAGAUAGCCACAAAAUAUAUGUUGCCUACAUAUUCUGUAUGAAUCAAAUAUAAGAAUGUAACUUAGAUAUUAAGAGAUGUAUUAUAAUUAUAGUGAAGAGUUUAUUACAUUUCAAAGCUUAAGAUUUGUGCUUUACACGUUCACUGAAAAAUUCUCCAGCCAGCUCACUGAUAUGCAAUAGUUAGAAUCCACACUCACACACAGAGUAGAGACAAGUCGGACAGCACUGAACACAACCAAGUAAUCACAAGUCACAAUGUUUAUGACUGAUGCAACAGGGAAGCUUGGAGGCCUUUUGGGAUCUGAGCUCACCUCACGUCCCUGUUCUCUUCCUCCACGAGGAAACGUGCAAUACAGCACUUUAAAACAAGGACCCCCGACCUGUUGUCUAUCUACAAAGAUUCUCUAUGACAUAGAGGGUGUUUAUGAGUAUGUGUGGUGAAUGACACAGUGGUGUUGGAAACUGUUUGCAAUGGAGUGGGAAAAUAUCUAUACAUAUUGUGUUCCUUGUCACAAUUCACUGUUCAAUAAACUGUCUUUAAAUUAGA